AUGACCGCUUUCGAUCUGGUCGACAAUGAAAUAAUGCCACGGAAUCUCCAAUUGCGCGACCUUUGCUCUCGCGCGCGCAAGCGGAUGCUCUUUCUGCCGCCGCGCCCCAUCCCCAUCCCACCCCGCAGAGCCAACCCGCAAGACGCCUCGCCGCUGCUCCGUCUCCCGCCCGAGCUGCGUCUGGCCGUCUGGCACGCGUGCUUCCCGACGCAGGUGCUUCACAUCCUCAGUACGGAGGACGGAACGAUUCGCGUCGAGCUCUGCGCCGCCCUCGCGGACACGAGCGACUUUCAGGGCUCGACCCAUCCGCACGACUGCGGCGCGACGAGAUGGGGGCACGCCCACCUGUCGCUCCUGUACACGUGUAGGAGAAUCUACUCGGAAUGCAUUGAUCUGCUCUAUCGACGCACCGUCUUCGACUUCUCACGCUCCCCGCGCGCCCUGACGCGCAUGCCCGGGUGGCUCCCGGCGGCGCACAGGGCCCGCAUCGCGCACGUCAGCGUCGGCCUGCAGUUCUUCCGCCCGCUGUACCUGAAGGCGAAGAAGAACACGGGACAGCGAGAGAAGCUUUGGGUGGACGUGUGGCGGGCGCUGGCGGCGCUCGAGGGGCUGGAGUGGCUGCAUUUCGAGAUGAGCCUGGGCUUCAACUACCCGGUCCUGGUCGCGGAGUGGAAGGGUCUGGAGGCGUCCAUCCUGGCGCUGGUGCGGCCGGUGACGCGUCCGUCGCACUUUGAGCUGAUUCUUCCGUUUCCGGCCGAUGCGGCGACCGAGGAUGCGACGCUGCCGUGUACGAUUACGCGCCGGCUGCGGCCUCCGCCUUGA
Cordyceps fumosorosea ARSEF 2679 is the source of this 822-nucleotide messenger RNA. RefSeq lists its product as hypothetical. The coding region runs from base 1 to 822 and encodes 273 amino acids. The record is from RefSeq and is a predicted model, not a curated record. The transcript is spliced from 2 exons. NCBI's taxonomy places the organism in Eukaryota, Fungi, Ascomycota, Sordariomycetes, Hypocreales, Cordycipitaceae.